This is a messenger RNA of Diuraphis noxia (Russian wheat aphid), 527 nucleotides long. Its product is annotated as multicopper oxidase 3. The record is from RefSeq and is a predicted model, not a curated record. Lineage: Eukaryota; Metazoa; Arthropoda; Insecta; Hemiptera; Aphididae. Gene Ontology annotation, biological process: iron ion transport. Gene Ontology annotation, cellular component: plasma membrane. Gene Ontology annotation, molecular function: oxidoreductase activity; copper ion binding.
AGACGCAUAAAAUCCUAUCCUGAGGAGUUUAUCGUUCAUACGUCGCCGUUUUACCGGUGAAAUAUUUUUUUUUGCACAUGAGAUGAAAACGGAAGAAAAAUGAGAGCACAGUGCACCACCAUCGUACUGUUUUACUACUGGUGCUUUACGACCGCGGUCCUGCGUCUGACGAGCGCCGCAAAAGCGCAUCACGAACGCGCACAGGACUACGCCGUCCAUCCUUGCCAGAGAGAAUGUCACGUAGGCGAACCGCCCAAAACGUGCGAGUACCGUUUCAAAGUGGAAUGGUACUACACAAUGAGCAAGGCGUGCUACGACUGUCCGUACAACAUUACCGAUUGUUACAGACCAGACUGUGUGCCGGCCGACGGCGUAGCGAAGCCCAUUAUCGUCAUCAAUAGAAGUCUGCCGGGACCUUCCAUACAAGUACAACGAUAUAUUGUGUACCAUAUAGGCUAGUAAAGUAAAGUCAUGUUAACGAAACAGCGAUGUAUUGACUUAACUUGUGUAGAAAUAUGAGACAAGUG